This is a messenger RNA of Paraglomus brasilianum, 525 nucleotides long. NCBI's taxonomy places the organism in Eukaryota, Fungi, Glomeromycota, Glomeromycetes, Paraglomerales, Paraglomeraceae. The record is from the annotation of a GenBank genome assembly.
AUGACUCGAUUACAGAAACAUUCGCUUCGAUCUCGCAGACCACUAAACUAUCGUGAGAAAAUUCAAAAAAUAAAAAAGAAUAGGCUAAUACAUAAAGCAAAGGUUAAAAAGGAAUUUCACAAAUUUUUGAAGAAGGACGACCUCAUUACCAAGACACCAGAAUUUAUUAAAAAAAUCUUUGAAGAGGGUGAGGAAGAAAACGUGAAGGAAACAAUCGAUCAUGAACAACAGUCACAAGGCACAGAUAAUAAUGAUAAUGCCGAACGCAUAGUAGAUGAACACAGUCCGGAUGAGACGACUGAUAGUGAGACGAGUAAUGACGAGCAUUUAAACACCGAUGAAUCUGCAAAAGGCAAAGCCCAGGAUGUGGGAAGCCACAUUAAACGGAACAAAAAACAUAAACCAAAUCCGUUCCAGAAAGUCCUCAACGAAAGCGAGCGACGGAGACAGGAAAAACAGGAACAAAUCAAGGCUGCUCAUAGACAAAAGGAAUUAGAAAAUCAAAGGCAAGAAGUUUACAAGUGA